Messenger RNA from Brachypodium distachyon (stiff brome), 5271 nucleotides. RefSeq names its product protein IRON-RELATED TRANSCRIPTION FACTOR 2. Gene Ontology annotation, molecular function: protein dimerization activity; RNA polymerase II transcription regulatory region sequence-specific DNA binding; DNA-binding transcription factor activity, RNA polymerase II-specific. NCBI's taxonomy places the organism in Eukaryota, Viridiplantae, Streptophyta, Magnoliopsida, Poales, Poaceae. The coding region runs from base 295 to 1095 and encodes 266 amino acids. Gene Ontology annotation, cellular component: RNA polymerase II transcription regulator complex. Gene Ontology annotation, biological process: regulation of transcription by RNA polymerase II. The transcript is spliced from 3 exons. The record is from RefSeq and is a predicted model, not a curated record.
GUUCGAUUACAGGUGACUAAAAGAUUGAAGGAAAAACUCAGGCAAAUAUCUAAAAAUUAGGACAAUUGCAUAUUGGCGCUAAUCAUAUUUUGGAGUAGUGUGUCUCUCUCCUCGCCGGUACUAACAGCUAGCUAAGGUCGCGUAGGCUACUACUUCUUGUGGUCCAUCCACAGAGAAUAUGGUCAUUGAGUAGCUAACUGGCGACCAGCUAGCUAUAUGUUCCGUCUACAGACUUGGAAAAAUACUCUCCACGCAAACAACGUACAAAUUAACCAACGCUGCUAGCUGCGCGCGAUGGGGCACCAGCUGCCGCCGUUAACGCCGUGGACCAACCUGGACCUGGAUCUCGACCUUGACCUCGACCUCGACAUCGAUGAGGGCACCGCCGUCGCCGUCCGCGACGCGACGGCUGCGAACGGAACCUCGUCAGGCUCCGGCUCCGGCUCGCACAAGAAGCUCAGCCACAACGCGUACGAGCGCGACCGCCGGAAGCAGCUCAACGAGCUCUACCUGUCCCUCCGUUCUCUCCUCCCAGACGCCGAUCACACCAAGAAGCUGAGUAUUCCGACGACGGUGUGUCGGGUCCUCAAGUACAUCCCGGAGCUGCAGAAAAAGGUCGAGGACCUGGAGAAGAGGAAAGAGGAGCUGACUAGUGCCAACUGCAAACCAGGAGUAAUACUGAGCGGCGGCAUAGCUCUAGCUCCUACGGUCUCCGCUACUUGCCUUAACGACAAGGAAAUCAUGGUUCAGGUCAGCUUGUUGAGCACCACGGAUGCUGCGACAACUACUACUCUUCCUCUCUCCAAGUGCAUAAGUGUGCUGGAGAACGAAGGCCUUCGCCUCAUCAGUUCAUCCACUUUCUCCACCUUCGGGGACAAAACGUACUAUAACCUCCAUCUUCAGAUCAUGUCAAGACAACUACAAAUGAGAUCGAUGCCGAGUUAUAUUUUACACUUCUUUUUUCUCAAAAAGGGUGUAUAUGACCUGGCAUCGAUUUAUGCACAGCCUUUAUGUUAUUGCAGCCUACAACAAUCGUAUCUCAAAGUUAUCCCAACUCAAAAGGACAACAUGCUAGUAAAACCACGGUCCUCCUAGCUUAUUACCGGUACGUCAUCCAAAGCGGUUGAAGAAUUCCAUACGCACCCAAACUCUAAAGACUUCAUUGGAACCUUGUGAUACAGUAGAGAUCAAAUACGGAUCCAAUGCAUGGCUUGAAGUAUGACUUGCAAAAAAUGGAAGUUUUUUUCUCUUGUUAAAAAACAGAUCAUUUUCGCAAUUCCAAAUCGACCAACAAAUCACACAAGCCCUCAACGAGAAUGAGCGAUUGAAUUGAUUUUCCCAACCCAUUGAGCCCACAACCAAACAUAUUCAUGAUCCACACACAACUAGUGGGAGGUAAACUGAAAGUCACAAAAACAGCUCUCCAUAUAUACUAUGUUCGCCAUUUGGACAUUCAAAAAAUAGAUGAUGAAUAGUUUGAAACUGGUCACAAAAAACACUUUCUGUGCAACCAUGCCAAUUCCUUUUGGUCUGGUUAUCCUUUGUAAGUACACAACACCACGACAAAGAUUUUAAUUCUAAGAGAAAGUUUAAGCUUCCAGAUAAUUUUAUGACGCAAAAUAAGCAAAAGUAUUAAUUAAUUGGAGUCCCAUAAUAAGAUUUCUUUGAAAACCCAAAUGAUGUAGUGAAAUCCCAAGAGAAAGAAUCAAGUUGGUCAGUAAGAUUCACUGCAGCAAGAUUCACACAAGACUGGUCCCAAGCUGCUAUAUGCGCCUCAACAAAUGGCCCUUCUAAACGUAAGAUUGUGGAUGCCUACACCCAACACAUCAUCCACCAAGGCUUGACAAUUGAGUGUAAUACGAAAUAACACAGGGAACGCUCCUUCUGCAUAGAGGAACCCAAAUCAAAAUGAAACUUCCAAACCAUAUUAUUGAUAGUAAAAAAAAGAUGCUGAAAGAAAUAUUGUCUCAUUCUCAAACCCUUCCAAAAUGGAGAGUCAAUCACCCUCAGAGUCACCCUGAGAAAAAGUUUUUUAAUAAAUAUAUUCGUUGCGAAGUAACUCAAGUCACAAAUGAUUCCCACCCAAAAUUUUAAAAAGACACUUGCCAAUCAAACAAGUAUUUUUGAUUCCAUUCUCAACCCAAAGCGCACCUUGAUGACAGAUAGAAAUCAAGUCUCUUGCAGUCCCCAAUUAAUGGACACUUCGAUGAAAGAGAGCAUGAACACCGAAUUAAUUAGGACAAGUCGAUCAACGCUUGUAAGAAGAUUACCCUUCCAACUGCUAAACUUCUUCUCAAAGGGAUCUUCUACCCCUUUCCAUUCUUUAUUGAGAAUUUUUUAUAAUGGAUAGGAAUCACAAGAUAACGAAACUGAAAAAGACCUGACACCACAUCCAAACAAUUGCAUGUAUUCAGCUUUCUCCUCUUUUGCCUAACCAAAAAGCAAGAAAUUUCACUCUUCUGAAAACUUAUGUUCAACCCCUGCUCGAAGACACACACAACAACUUGAGGUACUUAGCUUGAUCGAUGUUCGCCUUGUUUCCUUUCAUAUAAGGGUCCUAACUAAAACAUGUGUCCAUUUUAGUCCAUUUAGGGGAAAAUAAUCCUAAAAGACGUUGUCUCUCCUUUGGCGUGACAAACCAUGUUCAUCUUACGAUACGUGGCUAACCCAGCACCCUAAAAUCAUGAUUGCUAUUUUCUCCCACUUUUAAUUCUCACAUAUACUUCCUUGAGAUUAGCUUUCGGACUAAUCUAGCCACAUGUCAUAAGAUGAAUAUGGUGUUUCACGCUGGAGCAAAAGACUAUGUCUUCCAUAUUUAUGGGUCAAGCUGACGAGCUCUAAGAACUAUAGCCCCGCAGAGACAUUUGAAUCGACUCCGAAUUCCGCUGCACCUUGAAGUAUCCUAAGUUUUCAUCCAAUUUCCAUAAAGUUCCGAGACAUCAAAGGCAACAAGGAACCUGUGCAUUCCGUGCAACUAUUAAUAGGUUAAGUCACAGAAAAAAUAUAAAAAUUGGUAAAAGUCAAUAAAAGUAGGAUUAAAAGCUUAAAAGGAAUAAAGAGGUUUGAGAUUUGUGUGCAUUGUCCACCGCCAUGUAGGCAUUAUUUUUGUGAAAGAAAGCUUAUUAAGUCUCAUGUUGUCCUUUUGUGCUCCAUAUAACCAACCGGUGAGGUCAUUUGUGGCUCCAUUGCGGCGUCCGGGCAUUACACCAUGCCAUGCCGCUCCGCCUAUAAGAGAGAGAUUCGAGUGGUUUUCCACACGUGCUAGAUGUAGUACACUCUUGAUAUGCGGCACUACUUUGCUCAACGCACACGGUAUCGUGGUGGACCACAGAUCGCAUGUCGGCGAGGGUGCACACGGUCUUGAAGAGAAAGCUUGGGUUGGUUUGAGGCACUAGACCAACACGGCAUGUAACCAAUUUCGAUGCUACGAACACUGCUAUACGCAGUUCUGGCUCCGGCUUUGGCAUUUCGGUGCUAGCAACACCGUAGUUGCGGUUGUCCAACAUAUUAUCUGGUACAGGGAGCAAUGCAUGUGUGUCGUCAGGAUCGUCGGCAGGGCUGUGCUCAUGGCCAAUAAGAUGUGCAUGGUGUUGUGGUUGCGCAGGAGGUUGCCUAGGUGUCGAGGACGUAUGCUAUGCCGGCGCCACCUAAUUAGGUGAGUUUGUGACCUGCACCGCUGUAGCUAUCACUACGGGAAAAACAUUCUUUGCCGGAGGCCCGAGGAAAAGCCUCCGGCAAAGAAGGCUUUGCCGACGGCAAAAAAGAAGAGGCCUCCGGCAAAGAAAAGACCUACGGCAAAAAAUAAAAAAGGCCUCCGGCAAAGAACAAAAAGGCCUUCGGCAAAGGAAGGGGUCCCACGUGGACUUGACCGGGGCCUAACGGGGAGAAAACGGACGGGAUUCUUUGUCGGAGGCCGGCCGCCGGCAAAGAGUUUGUCAAUAUUUUUUCUUUUGUAUCCCUUUCUUCUCUUAUUUCAAAUUAUGAUGUAAACCACCACUUUUUGAGUUGAAACUUUUACUGUACUUUCAUUUGACAUUGAUGACGAGUAAUGUGAAUUAAAAUCAUAACUUUUUAUGUAAAAAUAAUUAUUUAUCAUUUUCUGUAUCUGUUUAAUAGGGAAAAAUGAAACAAUAUUAAACAUUUGUAAAAAAUUCACAAUUUUUGGCAUGGUACCAUGUUAUUGGUAUAUAACACUAGUAUAAAAUUUACAAGUCAAUACACAAAAUGAAAAUGGUACAUACUUCACAAAAUGAGCGAUCUCAAGAGUGAACCUCCAAAUUUGAAUCCCGAACUAAGUUUUGCAUUAAUUUGACCCAUUUUUGAGUUGAAACUUUUUCUGUGGUUUCAUUUGUCAUUAAAUGAUUACUAAUAUGAAUUAAAAUUACCACAUUUUAUGUAAAAAUAAUUACUUAUCAUUUCUAGAGCUGUUUAAUAGAAAAAAAAUGAAAUAAUACUAAAAGUUUGUCAAAACAGAACAAUUUUUGGCAUGGUGUCAUUUUAUGGGUAUAUAAACUUGGUAUAAAAAUUACAGGUCCAUACACAAAAUUAAAAUGGUGCAUGCUUCACAAAUUGCAACAUCUUCGUAUAAGUUCCCGAACUUAGCGCUCAAACGUCCAAUUUGUGUCCCAAACCAAAUUUUGCAAUAAGAUUUUCCCUUUUUGAGUUGAUUUUUUUACUAUGGUUUCACUUGGCAUUAGGGAUGACGAAUGUCAAUUAAAAUUAACAAAAUUAACACCUUGUAUGUAAAUAUAAUUACUUAUCAUUUAUUGGAGACGUUCAAUAGACAAAAGUGAAAUAAUACCUAAACUUUACCAAAAAUUAAUAAGUUUUGGCAUGGUGUCAUGUUAUAGGUAUCUAAACAUGGGAUAAAAAUUACAAGUCAAAAUAACAAAAAUAAAUUGAGAAAAGUCUUUGCUAAGUAUACACAUUAAAAAAACAAAAAAUAUGUCUUUGCCGGCGGCCGGCCUUCGGCAAAGGGAUAUUUGCCACGUCAUCGAUCCGCGUGAAGCCACGGAUCGAUGACGUGGAACCAUCCAAGCCGCACAUCUCUGUCUUCCUUCUUCCUCCCUCACCCAGCGCAUCUUUUAAUUCUUCCUCCUGCCUUAUCUCUCUCGCUUCUCCUCUUCCCCACCAGCACAUCUUCCAGCCGCCCACCUUCGCCUACCCCAGCCCGCCGUCGGCGACCUCUAGCGCCCCUCUCUCUCCAGCGCCUCUCCCUUCUUCCUCCCACCCUGCCCCUCUCUUUCAAUUCUUCCUCCCUCCCCGCCCUUC